ACUAUGACAAACUUUUAGUUUUGAUUUAAGAUACAUUUAAGUGGCUGCAAAACAAAACAGUGUCAAAGAAUUGAAUAGUCAAACAAGAACGAGACAAAUUAAUUUAGUUUGUAAUACUCGGUACAGUAAGUGUAUGUAAGCCAACGUAUGUCGCAAUGUCCCGUGACUUCCUACCGUCAAAGCUGUUACAUGCACAAGACAGCAUACAACACAGAUUUCGAGAUGGCCGGACUUUAGACUCGUCUUUGAGAGAUUUACUCAGAUAUCCAAAUCCAGAAGAUCGCCUCCCACGAAUGGACGUCAUGACCUAUGGCGGAAAACAUUUUGUUGUGGACGGGAAUCGCCGUCUGUACCUGUUGAAAAAACUGGAGGCUGCUGGCUUAGUGAAUACAGUUUCAGUCAACAUGCUACCAUUCGAUUUCUACUAUUUCAAUCGAAAGCAUACAACUGAUUGUGAGGGAGUGUCCAUCCGUAUUCGUAAUGAUUUUUCGAUGGAAUCUAAGAUCAGGAAUAUUAUCCAGCAGCACAUGCAAGACAAGUCUAAAAAUGAACAACAUGGACGUUAUUCGGGCUCAUCGACUCCUGGACGCCAAGAACGAUCCACAAUGGAUUUUGGUUCUGGAUCACUUAGUCUAUCAUCAAGAACUCAACCGAAAGCGGCUACUAUUGAAGAUCGACGUUUUUAUUCUUUGGGAACUGUUAAAUAUAGAUGGGUUAUCCCAAGGAAACUGUUUUGAAACUUUGCCGACAAUACAAUACAGACGAGUUAACAACUCUUGGAAUUGUUGAGACGUUGAAAGCUGUUUUUGAGCAGACGAUGUUUGUAACAACCAAACUUAAAAUGGACUUUUGUAGAAAUACAAACAGCGCAUUGCUUUGUGAUCUUUACCUUGACCAACUUGAAGGAACAUACGAAAACAUGUAUGAUAUAGUGAAGAGUAUUCACUCAGACUUACAGAAAUAAAUGUAAGCGAUUUCUUAGCCUUAAAGGGACUGUCGUCAGUUUGCUGCCACUGUAACAUGUUAACGAUUAACAAAUUCUUUUGAUGACUAAAAUUACAAAUUAAAGAUAUUUUCCUGUUUAGAAUACCCGAAUAUGUAUCUGUGUAUCUUGUGUAGGAGCCCAAACCAGAUCUUACCUUCAGUUAAUUUCGUACGUACGAAACAAAAUCUGUGUUACGACGAAACAUAGUCAGAAACAUCUUACACUGGCUGCAAACUGACGACUGUCCCUUUAAGUUCAGCCACCUGUUUUUGAUAAAACGUUUGUGACUAUUUGACUGGUUCCCGAAGUGUUCAUUUGGUUUAAUACAUAACGUAAAACCAGUCUAGCAAACAUUGCUUAGGGACAAAUGGUUGGAGCCGCUGGACCUACCCCUCGUUAUACCAACUGUA
Molecule: messenger RNA, 1395 nt
Organism: Gigantopelta aegis
Lineage: Eukaryota; Metazoa; Mollusca; Gastropoda; Neomphalida; Peltospiridae
Exons: 5
Coding region: 156-737 (193 amino acids)
Source: RefSeq, a predicted model, not a curated record